Molecule: messenger RNA, 881 nt
Organism: Rattus rattus (black rat)
Lineage: Eukaryota; Metazoa; Chordata; Mammalia; Rodentia; Muridae
Product: cytochrome c, somatic-like
Exons: 1
Coding region: 62-355 (97 amino acids)
Biological process (GO): mitochondrial electron transport, ubiquinol to cytochrome c; mitochondrial electron transport, cytochrome c to oxygen
Cellular component (GO): mitochondrial intermembrane space
Molecular function (GO): electron transfer activity; heme binding
Source: RefSeq, a predicted model, not a curated record
UGGGACGUCUGCCCAAGAGUCUCUUCGUUUGUGGUGUUGACCAGCCCGGACCGAAUUUAAAAUGGGUGAUGUUGAAAAAGGCAAGAAGAUUUUUGUUCAAAAGUGUGCCCAGUGCCACACUGUGGAAAAAGGAGGCAAGCAUAAGACUGGACCAAACCUCCAUGGUCUGUUUGGGCGGAAGACAGGCCAGGCUGCUGGAUUCUCUUACACAGAUGCCAACAAGAACAAAGGUAUCACCUGGGGAGAGGAUACCCUGAUGGAGUAUUUGGAAAAUCCCAAAAAGUACAUCCCUGGAACAAAAAUGAUCUUCGCUGGAAUUAAGAAGAAGGGAAAGGACCCUAAUAGCUUAUCUUAAAAAAGGCUACUAAUGAAUAAUUCCACUGCCUUAUUUAUUACAAAACAAAUGUCUCAUGGCUUUUAAUGUAUACCAUAAUUUAAUUCAUACACCAAAUUCAGAUCAUGAAUGGCUAACAAUGUUUUUGUUGGACAGCCCUGAUUUAAGUUAAACUGACUUGCUAUAAAGUGGAUAUGAUCUUUUUUAAAGUAACACUUCCAAUUGUAUACAUGUUAUCACUGCUUUCCCUUUCUCAAGAUAAGAUUGGACUUAAUUAGUAAUGUUUUACUUUCCAUAAAUAUGGGGGUGUCGCCUCAAACCUAUUGAAUGGUUUUAUACUUAGAUUUAUAUAACUGGGUAUAUGAAUAUGUUUAAAUCCUGGGAAAAUUCUGUCACUGUCUCAGAAACAAGAAGACUCACCCGUGCUUCAGCGUGUGUUCACUGGCCUCUGACAGGCAAUGCUAAACACCAGGACGGAACUAUUCUUGACAAUGCUGUUUUAAUUAGAAUUCCCUACAUCAAUGAUGUUCCCUUUCACCACUGAAAG